UCGCCUUUGGCCAUCUCUUAGGCCUAGUCAAGUAUUACACAGAGCUGACAAGAUGCGAUCCUUGAUCCGUGGGCUAUAUCGACAGGAUGUGAGCAACGAACACCACCGGUAGACUAUGUGCUGCGCCAGUCUCCCCUGGAUGGACGCGUGCAUCUGCGCAUUCUCCAUUGGCAUGGCAAGCCGCUGUGGUAGGUUAUCUUAUGUUGCAUUACGGAGUAUAGCGUGCAGAUACUUUCAACAGGUAAUUGUGGGCGAAGAUUGUGGAAACCCCCAUGAAGCUAUGGGAGCCAACCCAACCAACCCAACCGAAGCGAACCGCGAUGGGCAGCUGCUAGAUGCGGACAACGAAGCGAUGCAGUGGAAGUUUCGACACGGAGAAUGCCACUGGCCGUUUACCUUGACUUACCAUUCUCUGGAGACUACACCUUGAGAGAAUGCGCAAAGAGCAUCAACUUGUCAAGUUAAUUCAUUGAAAAAUGCGACUGCAAGGGGCGUCUCCUUUGCAAUCGCUGAAAAGGGGCCAUGGGCAUUGGGCUUGCAACGGUUGCUGCCAUUAUAGAUACCUUCUCUGAGUCUGCAGCGCUGGCGCCUUUGACUUUUUGUUCUAAUUGUAUUACUG
Molecule: messenger RNA, 619 nt
Organism: Colletotrichum godetiae
Lineage: Eukaryota; Fungi; Ascomycota; Sordariomycetes; Glomerellales; Glomerellaceae
Exons: 2
Coding region: 116-430 (104 amino acids)
Source: RefSeq, a predicted model, not a curated record